AUGUCCGCUGGGCGUUUACGCACGUUGCUGUUUAAAUGUCACUUUUUUUUUUUCUGUGUGUGUGUGUGUUUGUGUGUCUGCAUGGAAGAAGGGGGAAAAGAGAAGAAAGGAGGAGGUGGUGGUGGUGGAGAAGUUCACUGCGAGAUGCCAACGUCGUUGAUGGUGGGCAGAUGCGUCACUCGGCCUCGCCUCACUCUUCUCGCCGCCGCCAUCGCUGUCAGUGUUGUGGCCCUCGCUGUCGAUGCCGCAGUAUCGGGUGUCCCUGUUGCCGAGGUCGCGUUUGCGCCGUACAACAACUUUGGUAAGGCGCAAGUGGAGGAAUCGGCCGCCGAUGAGUUGAGUUCUAAGGGGAGUAAUGAAGACGACAAUUUCUGCUUUAUCUCACAUGGCUGCUGGGGCGGUAAGCCUCCACAGAAACAGGGACAGAAGGACGUUGCGGCGCUCAUUGCGAAGCUCAUUGAGGACGGCGAGAGGCUUCCAGAGAGGCGGGACGAGCGCAUACGGUUUGUGCUGGCCGCUGGGGAUAACUUCUAUCCAAAUGGCGUGCGGGACGUGUAUGAUAAGCGUUUCUUUACCACCUUUGAGCGCUUUUAUGGUGGCAGCCGUGAGGUGCAACGUGUGCCGUGGUUGUUAGCACUAGGGAAUCAUGACCACCAGGGCAAUUGGUCGGCUCAAGUCAGUUACACAUAUGCCACGAGGGAUCCGAACUCGUAUAUUCGUCGUUGGUCCCGCAUUAGCUCAAAUGUUACGGCGGUGACGGGCCGUUGGUACAUGCCGCAUGCGUAUUACGCGAUUAAGGUAAGUAAAGAUAUGGUGGUGAUUGUGAUUGACACGGUUCUCCUACAUAAUUGCCAUGAGCGUCUGCAUACUUGUUGGGACAAUGGAAAACAGAAGUGGCUGGUAGGGCAUUGGCUCCUGCACACAUACGCUUCCGUGCCGUACAAAGUGGUCGUUGGACACUAUCCUAUUCUCUCAAACGGACCGCAUGAAAAUUUUGCUUGGCUGCAGGAUUGGCUUAUUCCCCUAAUGAGGAAGUCAUGUGCCUCCAUAUACGUUCAUGCAGACAAUCACUACCUGCAGGUUUCCAAGCAGGGAUUUCAGUACUACGCUAAUAGUGGUGGGGGUGCUGGACUUGGGUUGCAUUACCCACGCAGGCACAAGAUCUGGUUGUUAAACGAGAGCGUUUUUCAUUCCGUUCAGUAUGGUGUUAUGGUGCACUGCAAGAAAGGUAGGAACCUCACGCAUCGCGUGCUGAGCCGAACAGGGAAAGUACUUUUUGGGUUUGUCUCCUGGGAAUCAGAUGACGGUGCCACUCUUGAGAAGUGUCUGGCGGAUUUGACCACGGGGGUGGAUGUCGUGAGAAGCAUGGAGGGUGAAGAAUAUGGGUUAUUACUGUGUUUUCCACUGAUGAUAUUGGUUUUGCCGCUACUUUUGGUUUUGAUUUCAAUAAGGCGACGUCACCGCAUACUCGGUCGACGGCGUCUGUGA
This is a messenger RNA of Trypanosoma cruzi, 1488 nucleotides long. Its product is annotated as acid phosphatase type 5, putative. The record is from RefSeq and is a predicted model, not a curated record. Lineage: Eukaryota; Euglenozoa; Kinetoplastea; Trypanosomatida; Trypanosomatidae. Gene Ontology annotation, molecular function: ferric iron binding; acid phosphatase activity; ferrous iron binding. The coding region runs from base 1 to 1488 and encodes 495 amino acids. The transcript has a single exon.